AUGCACGGUCUGCGGUACCAGGCAAUUGUUGGUCGAUCGGCAGUUUCCAUGCAUCCAUCAGGUCUUCUCCUCCUUAGAGUACGGUGCAUCAGACCACUACACACCAAUCAAUUACACUGGUCAGCCCAGGACCGCCGUGAGCUUAAAACCUUCGAGCAACCGUUCUUGCCCUGCGAAGCUUGUGCCUUCCCACCCGCCAGGCAACUGCCCAGAAACUGGAAGUACCCAGCCUCAUCAUCUUUUUUGAUCCAAGAUACCUACUUUUCUUUCCAGUCCGAUCUCUGGCAGUGGGCUACUAUGGAUCCUUCUAUUCAGUCUUCAGGUUCAAGUUCAGUUGCCUGA
This is a messenger RNA of Neurospora tetrasperma FGSC 2508, 342 nucleotides long. RefSeq lists its product as uncharacterized. The transcript has 3 exons. The record is from RefSeq and is a predicted model, not a curated record. The coding region runs from base 1 to 342 and encodes 113 amino acids. NCBI's taxonomy places the organism in Eukaryota, Fungi, Ascomycota, Sordariomycetes, Sordariales, Sordariaceae.